This is a messenger RNA of Branchiostoma floridae (Florida lancelet), 2374 nucleotides long. Its product is annotated as solute carrier organic anion transporter family member 4C1-like. NCBI's taxonomy places the organism in Eukaryota, Metazoa, Chordata, Leptocardii, Amphioxiformes, Branchiostomatidae. Gene Ontology annotation, molecular function: protein binding. Gene Ontology annotation, cellular component: membrane. The transcript is spliced from 14 exons. Bases 146 to 2224 code for a protein of 692 amino acids. Gene Ontology annotation, biological process: sodium-independent organic anion transport; transmembrane transport. The record is from RefSeq and is a predicted model, not a curated record.
UACAUUUGGGAUACCAGGUCAUUUUUACAACCGCCCCGUGUGCUAUCAUUAUGUUGCCCUUUGUCGUUACCACACGACGAAGAAGUGUUUCGUGCUGUCUGUCGGUGAAGUCGGAGAUGAAGUUAGAUAUCUAAGACGAAAGACGAUGUAUUCAACGAAAUCGGAAGACCAGUCCUCAACGGAUCACGUGAUCCGUGGACAAAAUGGCGACCAAUCCCAGAGUUCCCCGGAAAAGGAGCCGCUUCGAACCGAUAGAAAUGAAGAUGACCAAAGCAGCGAGGAAUUCGAAGGAGCCUCGUAUGGAUGGUGGCUGUUCCGACCCAAGUUUUUAAAGUUCCUGAACAGCCCUAAGGGGUUCCUGGUUACCUAUUGUGUGACGAAUCUGUUCAUGAACACCAUGGCUGAUGGGAUCAUCAGCACCACCAUCACCACCAUAGAGAAACGCUUCAGUCUCUCCAGCUCACAAACAGGAACGAUUCCAGGAUCUUUUGACUUCUCAUGCGCAGCAGCCGCCAUCUUGCUGUCCAGUUUGGUCAAGUCCAGGCGAAUGAAACUGCGAUUCAUAUCCAUAGGAGUAGCGCUCAUAGGGUUUGGAGCCAUGCUAUACGGAAUGCCACACUUCCUUGUGGGCCCGCACGUGUAUGGAGCCCUGAAGGCGGACGUCUGUGUUCCUCAGGGAAACAGCACGGAGUCGGAAUGUAACAAGGAAGGGUCUCUUCAACACUACUUGUACUUCUUUGUUUUCGCCCAAGUUACAAUAGGCAUCGGGGCAGCACCGCUGCUGACGUUUGGAUUAGAUCUAUUGGAAAAGAGCGCACCACCGAACCAGGGAGGACUUUAUCUGGGAAUUAUGCAGAUUUCUAAAGGACUGGCGAUCGCGGUUGGUUUCCUACUCGGGGGACAACUACUGGGGUUCUACAUAGAUGUAGACAAAGCCGACCCAGUACCACCGGCAGGGGGCGUGAGUGAUCCACGAUGGCUGGGGGCCUGGUGGCUCGGAUUCUUCAUUAUGGGCGCAGCUCUCUUAUUCAUGAGUGUCAUCUAUGGCGGUUUUACGCAGAACUUUUUCGAAAGCUCAGUUGAAGAAAUUCAUGACACCACGAGCAUGACGUCAUCCCGAUCCAGAAUGGUUCUUACCGCCAUCAGGGACAUUUCAGGGGAAGUUCUCGCUCUUGGGUGCAAUGUGUGCCUCAUGUGCAGUAUCUUCGCCUUCCUGUUCAAUGGAAUGGUGUUUGCAGGGAUAACCACUUACGCCAUCAAGUCCUUGGAGGUGCAGUUCGGCUUGCCGCCGGGGAGGGCGUCCUUCAUGAUAGGCGCGACCAUUGUUCCCGGAGCGGUGCUUGGCGCUAUCCUGUCCGGGGUCCUGAUGAAAAGGUGGCGAGUCGGAGUGAAAGGAGCGCUGAAGAUGGCGUCAGUCUUCGCAGGCGUAACUGUCAUGUUCAGCACCUUUGUGCUGAUCCGCUGUCCUAACAUGGACUUUGCAGGGGUGACGGUGCCGUACCAUAACAGGCUUGCUCCCCCUGCUACCCCUGUGGUUGUAGGAAGCGCCAUUCUCUCCAACUGUAACAGGAACUGUACCUGCUCCACCUACUAUAACCCUGUCUGCGGGAGGAACGGCAUGACGUACUUCUCACCCUGCCAUGCUGGCUGUGUGGAACACGACCUCCAAACGCAGACAUACAGCACAUGCCUCUGCGUUGGAUCAGACCUGGCCCCCGCGGUGUUCAGUAGUAACAGCACCGACCCAGACGUUAUGCCUGGCUACUGCGAGAGCGGCUGCGGUCUCCUGCCACUGAUGCUGGCCCUGAAUUUCGGCUGGGCAACAUCUUUGUCUGCAGUGGCUCCCAUUAUCUUAUUCGUCCUUUUAAGAUCCGUUGAGGAAAGGCAGAGGUCCAUGGCGUUGGGUAUGACAAACUUGGUGGGGCGACUUUUGGGGACCAUCCCGGGCCCGAUCAUGUUCGGCGCGUUGGUGGACCGGAGCUGCCUGCUGUGGGGACAGACCUGCGGGGAGCGGGGAGCCUGCCUCCUGUACGACACCGCCAACAUGAGCUCCUACCUCUUCUCAGCCACCUUCACCUGCAACUUCCUGGCCUUGGGCUGUAUGCUGGUCGCCCUGUAUGGCUGGGAGAGAAAACGUCGCGACGAGAGGGCCGUAAAAGUGAAGCCCAGACCUCUGCGCUUAAGUAUUGUCAUGGAUAUGAAGGAAGUAGAUUCCACUGAAUAAUACUAACAUUUGGUUAAUUGACUGAAAUACCUUUAUUGUACAUUCAUGCCUCGACGGGCUAGGUACAGGUCACUGAUAAUAGACUUAACAGACAUAUGCAGGGACAACAAGAUACAAUUCAACUCAUUGAAGGUACUAAGCUAACAGGAU